AUGUAUUUUUCCGACUCGUUGAUUUGGAUUCUCAGCCUCACAGCAAGCACUGCCCAUGGUUAUCAGCUUGACUUUCACAAAGAAUCUGCAAAACGAUGUUCCAGUGAAGCUAUUGGCUCCUGGUCGGGCGAUGUUAGCUCCGGAUGUCACGAAAAUUAUGCUGGUGUGGCUCACGGCGUCACUGUUACGCCAGGGGACAACGAACGUGGCUCUGUUGUCGCUUUUUACGAUUCCAAUGAUUGUGACCCAGCCCAUCUUAUCAAGAAACAGCACCUGGGCUGCUCAUCUCAAAGUUAUCGUUCGUUCCAGGUGGUUGAUCGGGAAUCACAUUUCAAAGUCGAAAAGCCCAUCUCUGCCCGUAGCUUCCGCAAUUCAGAUUCAGACUAUGAGGCACUUCGCCGCGAAACGGAAAAUCCUCCUGCUCGUCAUGGCGAUGAAUUUGAGCAUAACGGCGUCACACGAAGGUGGCAUCAAAUUGCCAGAGGCGUCUUCACUGGGGUCCCUGCUUAUGAGUGGGAUGAUGAAAUCCACCAAGCGAGAGACCAUGAGCUGGAUUUGACGUCAGAUAACUAUUCUAUAGCCGAACGUGAUGUUGACGAGAGCCUGGUACCAUUUCUGCUAGAACGGGAUCUUGAGGAUAGCCGAUGCAUGACCACCGUUCGAUGUACUGCGGAUAUCGCAAGGAGGGGAUACGGAGGACUGAAGAAAUGGGGUGAUAAACUGGUAACCAUGGCAGCUGCAGCUGCAAAAGAGGCAAAAAAGCCGCUAUGGGAAUUCUUAAACGAACCAUUCAUUGCGACGCUCGCAGGAGGCCCCGUUGGUCUUGCAGGUACUGUCGGUGCUAUGUUUAUCAACAACAAGUUCGAGCCAGGCCUUGACAAAGAUCAAGCUGCACAAUGUAUGACGGAGGAUACGGCAAAAGCUCUGAUUGAAGCUAUCAAUGCCCAAAUCGUCGCGCUGAAUAGAAAUACUGCUGCACAUGAGACUAGAGUCGAGGGCAGUAGGGGACAGCUUGCGGAUGUAUCUGUUGCUGUUGAUGAAGGCGGACACAAGCCCACUGAAUGUGAUGCUGCAGGUAAUUGA
Molecule: messenger RNA, 1083 nt
Organism: Penicillium nucicola
Lineage: Eukaryota; Fungi; Ascomycota; Eurotiomycetes; Eurotiales; Aspergillaceae
Exons: 1
Coding region: 1-1083 (360 amino acids)
Source: RefSeq, a predicted model, not a curated record